AUGACGAUAGCAGCUCCAUGUCACUGCAGGCGACAUAUCUGUCUGGCUCGCGCCGACAACGACAGCAAGGACAGCCCACCCCACCAGGUUCCAGAUAUUGACACCCGCAACUCCCACCGCUCCGGUUGCGGCAGCAUCAGCAGCAAUGGCGGCAGCCAAGGCAGCUUCAGCGGCCGCGACGGCACCUGCCGCCUCAGCGGCCACAGCAGCAGCGAGAGCGGCCUCAGCAGCGGUAGCUGCCGCCGCUGCUCAAGCAGCGGCGGCAGCGUUGGCGGCAGCGUUGGCGGCAGCGUUGGCGGCAGCGAGAGUCGCAGCUUUUUCAGCCACGAGGGUAGCAAGAGCAGCUACUCCACCCCCGGUACCAGCGAUAGCAACCAUAGUGUGAUAGGGGUUUUUUCCGCCUAG
Cordyceps fumosorosea ARSEF 2679 is the source of this 405-nucleotide messenger RNA. RefSeq lists its product as hypothetical. NCBI's taxonomy places the organism in Eukaryota, Fungi, Ascomycota, Sordariomycetes, Hypocreales, Cordycipitaceae. The transcript has a single exon. The record is from RefSeq and is a predicted model, not a curated record. Bases 1 to 405 code for a protein of 134 amino acids.